This is a messenger RNA of Metopolophium dirhodum (rose-grain aphid), 3478 nucleotides long. RefSeq names its product tRNA (uracil-5-)-methyltransferase homolog B-like. The record is from RefSeq and is a predicted model, not a curated record. NCBI's taxonomy places the organism in Eukaryota, Metazoa, Arthropoda, Insecta, Hemiptera, Aphididae. Gene Ontology annotation, molecular function: RNA methyltransferase activity. Bases 113 to 2050 code for a protein of 645 amino acids. Gene Ontology annotation, biological process: RNA processing. The transcript has 9 exons.
AAUCAUUCAGUAACGAUACAUGGAACACUACUAACGGAAAUAAUAAACAGGAAACUUGUGCAUCACACAUUAAACACUUAGUUCAUGAAUUACAGUAAUUACAACAUUUAAAAUGAAUUUUGCAACACCCGUGAAUUCUGAUAAAUUACGGUAUAAAAUAAAAGUCAGCGGUCUCCCUAGAUUUUAUUCGUUAUUGGAUCCAUUGCUACAAGAAUUUUUGAAAAUGAUCAACGAGGAGUUGAGAUUAAAUUGCAUACACGCGAGAUACAGUAAAAAAGGUAAUGCAUGGCUGUAUCUCACGUUUCCAACCGAAACCGAACAAGCGGUUGCUCUAAGACUAUUAAAAAAAUAUAACUGGAAAGGACGAUCUUUGAUCAGUACGUUAGUUACGGCCGACACGCCUAAAACCAACAUAAAUUUAACAUACGUCGAAGGGAACCAUGUUGCUAAAAGACCUAGACUUGAUAUUCCACUUAGUGAACAGGUUUUGAUGUCUACAAUUCCUUAUCAUAGUAUUGAAUACGAAGAACAAUUGAGGAAAAAGAGCGAAGAAGCGAGAAUAUUGUUUCAACGGUUCGGGACGAUAAUUCAACGCAAACAACCGCCGCUUGCGGAAUGGUGUGCGAUGCGCAAACGGCAGCUGAAUAGCGAUUUGGCGUUUGAGCUGUCGCCGAUAAUACCGUCGCAAAAAGUCGACCGGUACCGCAACAAAUGCGAGUGGAGCGUAGGAAUUAAUCCCGACUGUGAUUCAGUGGCCGUCGGGCUGAGAGUGAAAGAUUCGAUGGACGGAAUCCACUAUGUCGGUCCACCGGAUUGUCUAAGAAAUUUGCCGAUGCCAAUGAUCACGUUAGCGAAGAAAUUCGAGGAUUUCGUGAAAAAUCAUUCUCAAGAUUGGAGAAUAUGGCGUAAUAUGAUAAUUCGUAUGAAUGAAGACGGAGAAGUAAUGGUGUCGAUAGUUAUCAACCAGCAUCUACUAGACACCGAACAAUUGUCUAAUAUUAAAUGCUCCAUAUCAGAAUGGUCUAAAAAUAACAUAACUGAGAACGUAGUGUCGUUAUAUUUUCAAGUCCAUGGAGAGAAGACCUUAGCUGAUUGUAUCGGUACCACGAUCGAAGCUGAAUUAUUAUGGGGACAAAAGUACAUUGUAGAAAAGCUAUUAAACUUGUCGUUAGAAAUCUCUCCAGCCACAUAUUUUCGUUUGAAUAGUUUGGGCGCCGAAGAAUUGUGUAAAGUGGUUGCUGAUCUUGCCGAUGUGAACGAAAAUACUACAGUUUUGGAUUUGUUCUGUGGGUCUGGGUGCUUAGCACUUACAUUAGCCAAGAAAUGUAAACAAGUCGUGGGCAUCGAGCUAAUUAAAGCAAAUAUAAUGGACGCAAAAAGAAAUGCUGAAAUAAAUGGAAUAGUCAAUUGUGAAUUUAUAGCUGGUAGAACGGAAGAUAUUUUGGAUUCCGUGCUUAACAAACUCAAAGGGUGUAACGUAACUGUGAUAAUGGAUCCACCUUUAACUGGAGUCAGUACCGGAUUGGUCAGGACUCUUCGUAAAUUUAAAGAAGCUAUAAAUUUAAUUUACGUUUGUUCUAAUCACAAACUGCCUUUGAAAAAUCUACUAGAUUUUUCUUCGGUAGUCAGAUAUUGGCAAAAACCAAUAGAUUCCGAUCCAUUUCUUCCACUUCGUGUAGUUCCUAUAGAUAUGUGUCCUCAUACACUUAGGUCAGAGCUGGUUUUGCACUUUAAGAGGUUUUGUGUUGAUGACAUUUUAUCAACUAAAAACGAUAGACCGUCAAAAAUGUAUAGCAACAGAAAAUUUAAGACGAAAUUUAACCCAAGAACAUCGGAAACUGUUACAUCAAGUAUUCAACCAUCUGCUUCCGGAGUGGGUGGAUUGUUGGACUACCUCAAGAAAAUCGAAGAAAGGGCGUAUCAAGAAGGGUUAGCCAAAGGAUUGGAGAGAAAAGCGUUCCAAAUGGGUUAUUCGAGAGGACUUCAGUGUGCCUCCGCUAAUGACGAUGAUCAAUUUAAGAAAAAUUCUUCAACUAAUUCUGAUCAGUAAUUACAAACACUAUAAUAUAAUAGUAUAUUAUGCGUUUUUAUAAUAAUAUAUUAAAUAUUUAUAAAAUUUUAAAAGUUCCAUUUUGUUAUAAACAAAAUAACCAGUCUUUUUAUGAUGUAUUUUAAUGGUUAUACAUUUUACAUUAAUAUUAAUUAAUGUAAAACUGUAUUUUGUGUACCUAUACCCUGUUCCAAAAAAGAAGACACCAGAAUAUGUAUGUAGCAAAACCAGUUUUGCUCGUGGCCGCCUGUUGUCUUCUUUUUUGGAACGGGGUAUAGGUACGUAUAAUAUAAAUUCAGGAAAACUUAUAAUGCUCAAAUGCACAUUACGCAAUUCUCAGUAAGUAGGUAAUAUACACUAUAAUAUAUAGGAACAGUUCAAAAUAAUAAUUUAAAUUUAAUGAAUAAUCUUACCUGAGAGUUAAUAUUUUACAACAACAUUUUUCUUAUAUUAUAAAUUGGACGUGUAUUAUUAUUUCUUUUUUAUUAGUCAAUACUAUACACUUAACAUACAAUUAUAUAAUCUAUUCAUAUAAUAUGUUAUAGAUUAAUAGUUAUAAAUUAUAAUUUUUAUAUUUUCAAUAAGUACAAAAUGAAAUUUACCAUAUUAUAAUUUUCUGUUUACCUACUUGCUACUUAUACACUUAUUCUAAUUUAUAAUAUAAAUAUACCUAGGUAACAUAAAUAGAUAAUUAAUAAAUUUGUUACCUACUCAUAAAAUAUUUAAUAUAUCAUUUUAUUGUAAUUUACAUUCUUAGAAUUUCUAAGUAAUUCUAAGUUAAAAUUAAUAUUAAUUGUAAUAUAUAUAUUGUGAAUUGUGAAUACUGUAUGUACCUAUAUACUGUAAAAUAUAAGAUGUCAUUAACGUCAAUAAUUAUCAAAAGGUACAAUUGGUACCUAUAUAUAAUAUAGAAAGAUACCUACGUAUACAUAUAAUACGUAUAAUAAUUAAUAUUAUUAUGUGUAGGUACAUCGUAUUUAAAUAAUACCUACCUACUCUAAUAUUUUAAGCAGUAGAAAAUAUAAUAUUAUUUAUUACACUUUAUAUUAGUAUUAAUUCUUUUGGGGCAAUAUAAUACUCAUAAGUCGUACCUAUAUAAAUAUAAAAAAUAUACAUACUACAUUACUACAUAUGUAUUUAUUACUUUAAAUAUAAUUUAAAAUACGCUUUGUGUGCAGAUUUCUAUAUUCAAUUAUUUAAUUACACACAUAUGUACCUAUCUAAGUUUGUAACCAACAUUGUUAUAAUUAAUAUUUUUUAUAGUUCAGAAAGGAUGACUUUAUUAAUGUAUCUUAACAAUUACUGUUUAGGUCAUUCAGGGCUUAGUUAAGUAACACACUACACACUUACAUAGGCGCAAAUUGACUAAAUUUUGUUGGGAGGACUCAAGCCCCCCUCCCCAUAGGCCAUAUUGCUUAGUACCACAGA